GAAGACAAAUCCAAGACUUUGUUCAGUAUUCCCUUUUGUCUGAGGAGCACAUAUUCUUGUUGAACUUCUCUUGGUUCCUCAGACAUCCCUAAAGGGAAAAAAGAAAAAAAAACACAAGCAAAUAAAGGAAGGGGAGAAUCAAGCAUGUCAUUUACAGGAACUCUUGACAAAUGCAAUGCAUGUGACAAGACUGUUUAUGUGGUUGACUUGUUAACUCUUGAAGGUAUUCCUUACCACAAAAACUGCUUCAAAUGUAGCCACUGCAAGGGACAUCUCACGAUGUGCACAUACUCCUCAAUGGAUGGAGUUCUCUAUUGCAAGACUCAUUUUGAACAGCUUUUCAAGGAAUCUGGCAAUUUCAACAAGAACUUUGCAAAGUCUACUGAGAGGCAAAGCGACCUGAAUAGAGCACCAAGCAAGGUAUCUUCCAUGUUCAGUGGCACCCUGGACAAAUGUUCAGUCUGCUCAAAAACAGUCUAUCCAUUGGAAAAGAUGACACUGGAAGGAGAAUGCUUCCACAAGACUUGUUUUAGGUGUGAACAUGCAGGGUGCCCUCUCACACAUUCAAACUAUGCUGCUCUAGAUGGUGUCCUCUACUGCAGGGUCCACUUUGCACAACUUUUCAUGGAGAAAGGGAACUACAGCCAUGUGCUCCAAGCUGCUGCACACAAGAGGACUGGUUCCUCCACACCUCCUGAGCCACUAUUUAUUGAGGAGCCAUCACAUGCACCAGAAGAAUCUGAGGACCAAACACAAGAAGAAGAAACCUCUUGAAUGAAACAUGUAUUUGUUUCAGUUAAUUAAUUCCUCCCCCCUCUUUCAGAGCAAGGUCAUUGGUUUAUGUAGCACUCUCAAGACACUAUUUGUCACAAGAUAUUUUUGAGUUUCAUUGUAACUUGAGAGGUUUGUCUGUUGAUGUAUUGAAAUGUUUCUAGCAAAACAUUUGAGCCAUGUGUUCUUUUGUGUC
This is a messenger RNA of Cajanus cajan (pigeon pea), 967 nucleotides long. RefSeq names its product GATA type zinc finger transcription factor family protein (gene PLIM2B). Lineage: Eukaryota; Viridiplantae; Streptophyta; Magnoliopsida; Fabales; Fabaceae. The record is from RefSeq and is a predicted model, not a curated record.